Molecule: messenger RNA, 1638 nt
Organism: Fusarium sp. VM40
Lineage: Eukaryota; Fungi; Ascomycota; Sordariomycetes; Hypocreales; Nectriaceae
Source: the annotation of a GenBank genome assembly
AUGGCGAGUGUCCAGGCGGCGGGUGCUGCCUCGCACCCAUACACCUGCAAUACUUGUCAAGUUGCAUACCGCAACAUUGACCUGCAAAAGGGUCACAUGAAGAGUGACUGGCAUCGAUACAAUCUCAAGCGUCGAGUCGCCUCUUUACCCCCCAUUUCCGCCGAUGUCUUCACCGAAAAGGUUCUGCAAGCCAGGGCCGUGUCAACCGCAGAAGCUGAUAAGGCUUAUUUUGAACGUGCAUGCGAUAUCUGUGAGAAAACGUAUUACAGCGAGAACGCCUUCCAAAACCAUCUUACAAGCCAGAAGCACAAGGCGAAGCAGGCCAGCAGUGGGCAGCCUACCUCUGGCCGCGCUGAUGAUGAGACCACGUCCGUCGUUAGCUCGACCUUCUCCCUUGGAGAACCUAUCGCACCCAGUCAAGGAGAAGUGGACUCAGACGCCGAAGAAGAGUUCAGCCAUGUUGUCGAAGGUCUUCAGAAGGCAAGCAUCACAGAACAAAGACCAUCACCUGUCAAAAGACCUUCGCAUCCUCAACCAGCAGUCGAAGAUGCGGCAGAAGAGGAUGCCGCAGCAACUCGUGAAUCCGACUCAGCCACCCCUGUCCCCGCCGCACAAGAACCCAACUGGACACUUGAGUCUUGUUUGUUCUGCAAUUAUUCGUCUCCCACUGUUCCUCUGAACACACAUCAUAUGGAAAGAUUCCAUGGCAUGUUUAUCCCGGAAAAGAAGUACUUGGUGGAUAUUGAUGGCUUGCUCCAACAGCUACAGGACAAGAUCCGACAACACCAUCAGUGCUUGUACUGUGAUAAGAUAAAAUCCAGCAUGUUCGGAAUCCAAACACACAUGCGUGACACAGGCCAUUGCAAGAUCCCCUAUGAGACUGAGAGGGAGCAGCUUCGAAUUGGAGACUUCUACGACUUCCGAAGUACCUAUUCUGAUGACGAUGAAAUGAGCGACGAUGGUUCCGUCGCCAAUGAGGAGAAUGGCGGUGCUAAGCUCGGAGCACGCCGCUCUGCUAAGCUUACCAGAAUGGACGGAGCAGACAUGGAAGGCGAAGGCGCUGACGGCUGGGAGACAGACAGCUCAGCCUCGUCACUGGACUCUGAGGAUCUGACUGCUGUCCCUGCGGAGGGUCACAUUCACCAAUUCGAGCGACUUGACAAGCACCCGCAUCACUCGAGUCAGGACCCAAGACAAAGACAUCAAGCCGAUGGCUGGCACUCUCAUGCCCACAAGCCUACCCGCGCCGUCUUCUAUGAUGAUUACGAGCUACAUCUGCCUACAGGCAAGUCUGUUGGCCAUCGUUCAUUGAACAAGUACUUCCGCCAGAACCUGCACAACCAUCCUUCCGCAGAGGAGCGGGCAGAACGUCUUGCUAUCGAGGAAGCCAACGGAGACCAGGAAGAAUCAACAUCGGAUGGUCAGCUGGUGCAGACAGGCCCUCGGUCUCGGGAGAUGGUACCGCGAGGAAUGGCAGGCAUGGCUGGUGCGCCAGAGCAACAAAAGAGGCGAGCUCGCAGAGCAGAGGAGAGAGGACGAACCUUGGAACAGGUUCAUUCCAAGCAGAAGGAUCUGGCAUAUGGAAAGAAGUUCAACAAUCACAAGAACUACUACUACCGCGAGCAGGGUGGUGGUUAG